GCGGGCGCGUCGAAGCUCCAGGCCAAGCAGCGGAGCCGCCUCGCGCGGCGGGAGAUCGAGGAGAAGCACGUCGCCGCGACGAAGCUCCAGUCCAGGGAGCGGAGCCGCCUCGCGCGCCGCGAGAUGGACGUGAAGCACGAUUCCGCGACGAUGCUCCAGUCCGCGCAGCGCGCGCGGAGCGCGCGCCGCGCGGGCCCCUGCAUCGGCCACGGCCGGCGCCUCUACCAGGUCAUGGACCGCGGCGGCAAGAAGGUCCUGGGCAUCGACGAGAUCGUCGAGUGCGUCACGAACCGGCCCGAGUGCGUCUUCUUCCUCAAGGGCUGCGACAACGAUUUGCUCCGCGACCUCCUCGCGGCGCCGGACCUCGCCUCCAAGCUCGCGGAGCGGCCCCUGGCGACGCCGGGCUUCGUCACGGCCGACGAGUUCGACCAGGCCAUCCACGCGUGGGCGCGGCGGCCGACGAUGGCCGCGCUGCCCGAGUUCGCCGAGGAGGACGAGGACGGGCCGAACCUCGAGACGUGGAGCUUGGAGUCGCCCGUGCCCAGUGUCGUCUCCGUCGGGUCCUACCCCGAGGCCGACGCCUCCCCCCUCUUCGGCGCCGCGCCCGCGCCCGCGCCCGGCGCGGCACCGGCGCCGCGCGAGCCCGGGCCCGGGACGCGCGCGCCGAAGAAGGCCCGCGCGCGGAAGCCGGCCCCGCCGCCGGCGGCGCCGGCGCCCGUCGUCGUCGUCGUGGCGGAGCCGCCGCCGCGGCGCGAGCUCGUCAUCGACGACGCGCUCGCGGCGGAGAUCGCGCGCGCGACGGACGCGCGCGUCGCGCGGCGCCGCGCGGCGACGCCCGCGGCGCCCCUCGGCGAGGACGUGCGCGAGGCCUUCGCGUCCCAAGCCCGCGACGAGCUCGGCGAGGACGCGCUGGGCCAGGCGCGCGACGCGUUCUUCGGCGCGGACAAGGACCGGUCGUCGACGCUCGACGAAACGGAGGUCAAGGCCGUGCUCGGCCGCAUGGGCGUCUCCGCAGUCGACGAGCUCACGGACUACUUCAUGACCGACGCCGGCG
Messenger RNA from Aureococcus anophagefferens, 1054 nucleotides. RefSeq names its product expressed protein. The record is from RefSeq and is a predicted model, not a curated record. The transcript has a single exon. Lineage: Eukaryota; Pelagophyceae; Pelagomonadales; Pelagomonadaceae. Gene Ontology annotation, molecular function: protein binding; calcium ion binding. The annotation marks the transcript as partial.